Messenger RNA from Photinus pyralis (common eastern firefly), 711 nucleotides. RefSeq lists its product as uncharacterized. The record is from RefSeq and is a predicted model, not a curated record. Bases 1 to 711 code for a protein of 236 amino acids. Gene Ontology annotation, molecular function: nucleic acid binding. The transcript is spliced from 2 exons. Lineage: Eukaryota; Metazoa; Arthropoda; Insecta; Coleoptera; Lampyridae. Gene Ontology annotation, biological process: DNA integration.
AUGAAUGUGGCCGAUCCAGUAGACGAUGGCGAUGCCAUAAAUAGAGGAUACUUCAUGUAUUACAUGCAGAUUGCGAAAGUACCUGUAGACGGUCUUCGCAAUUACGUGGAGGCACUAGAGGAAGAGUUGAAGGCGGUCAAAGCAACCCUACAUAAACUAAUAGAGGAUGCAUACAAAAAAGCUGCCAUAGCCGAAAGAAUAAUUAGGACGAUCAAAAAUUAUUUAUACCGACAGUUUAGUCUACGUGGAAAAUAUGUAUGGAUUGAUGCAAUUGAAUCAAUCACGAGCGAGUAUAAUAAUCGUAAAAAUCGAACAACGGGGAUGAAGCCGAUCGAAGUAAAGGCCGAUACACAGCUGAAGGCCUACAGACACAUCAAGCUCUUUAACAAGAAACAUCGUUUUAAUGUUGGCGAUGUAGUUCGAAUUAGUAAGCACAAGAGUGUGUUCGCCAAGGGAUAUACUCCGAACUGGUCCAGUGAACUGUUUAAAAUUGCAAAAGUCCAAAUAACCAAUCCCGUGACGUACUUGUUGGAAGACAUGAAAGGAAAACCGAUACUGGGAGGAUUUUAUGAGCAGGAACUGCAAAAAGCUAAGUAUUCCGAUAUCUAUUUGGUGGAGAAGGUGCUGCGACGUAAGAAAGAUAAAGUGUACGUCAAGUGGUGGGGACUGGACGAAAAAUCUUGGAUAGAAAAUGAUAAUAUCGUAUUGUAA